This is a messenger RNA of Pecten maximus, 1782 nucleotides long. Its product is annotated as peroxiredoxin-like. Gene Ontology annotation, cellular component: cytosol. Gene Ontology annotation, biological process: response to oxidative stress; hydrogen peroxide catabolic process; removal of superoxide radicals. The record is from RefSeq and is a predicted model, not a curated record. Gene Ontology annotation, molecular function: thioredoxin peroxidase activity. Lineage: Eukaryota; Metazoa; Mollusca; Bivalvia; Pectinida; Pectinidae.
AUCGGUUAAUAUGGGAUGUACAGAGCGUACCUAGAAAGCUUACGAUUACAGAUAGUGUGGGAUAGUUCUGAGCAGGAUAACAUUAUUAGGGCACCUGAUCAGAUUGAGGAAAAACACAACUACUCUUUUUCCAAUUGUGAGACAUUUAAAAGUCCUUUUGAAACGAGCAUCAUGAAUGGUCAUAAGAAACCAGCAAUAAUGGCAGAAUUAAGACUACAGAAGCCUGCUCCAGAGUUCAGAGGGACGGCCGUGGUUCAUGGAGAAAUAAAGGAUAUAUCACUUGCAGAUUACAGGGAAUAUGUUGUGUUUUUCUUUUAUCCAAUGGAUUUCACAUUUGUGUGUCCGACAGAGAUUAUAGCAUUCAGUGACCGAGUAGAAGAAUUCCGAGCCAUUGAUUGUGAAGUUAUAGCAUGUUCUUGUGACAGCCAGUUCUCCCAUUUAGCAUGGAUUAACACACCACGGAAGCAGGGUGGACUUGGAAACAUGAAGAUCCCGCUUUUAGCUGAUAAAACAUUAGAAAUCUCUAGGGCUUAUGGAGCACUGAAGGAAGAUGAGGGAAUUUCAUUCAGAGCCUUGUUCAUUAUUGACGGUAAAGGAAACCUUCGUCAGAUCACCAUGAAUGACUUACCAGUUGGACGUUCAGUCGAUGAAACUCUCCGACUUGUACAGGCUUUCAAAUUCACGGAUGAACACGGAGAAGUGUGUCCAGCUGGAUGGAAGCCAGGGAAGGAUACCAUCAAACCGGACGUGAAAGGAAAGAUGAGCUACUUUCAGAAGCAAAAUUAACAAUUGAAGCCAUCUCCUAAAACUGUUAAUGUUGUUGAACUAUAAUGGAAGUUUGGUGUCUGUAUAACGUGAUUUAGAACAAAAAGAACCCUGUACUGGUGUGGUAUAGGGAGCAAAUACUCCUCUGUGUACUUCAAUAGACCAGGUACUCACACAGAGUACUCACUCAGAAUCUGCCUCUUGUAUUUGCAUAAUUGUCCAGAGACCUCAAUAAUUAUGUGACCAAUUAACAUGUCUAUUUAGUUCUUUAUGAUAGAUGUUUGUUUUAUACUUCGUUUAUUGUGUUGUUUAGGGUACUCUUAAGUCAUCAGCUUUUUAUUUGUAUUGAGAUCUUACAUCAUUUUACAAGAGGUUGCAUUAUAUAUUUUUCUUGCUACCUAAUGUCUCGAUCAGUUCCGUGUUUGUGAAUGGCGUUACAAACCUGCUUUUUGGUUGUGUACACCUGGUAUGUUACAUACCUGUACAAUUCUAUUUGUUAUCACUACAUUGUAUAUUGAUGUACAAGGUUGAAUCUCAUAAUCCAUCAGCAUCGUCAAGAACAACUACAAAUAUAAAUAUAUGUGAGUAUUUGUCAACACAAGUUUUUUCACGAUCACUAAAUAUUUGAAUAAUAACCACAUGAUUUGUGUGAUAUUAUCACAUGAACGUUUCAGCAAUAAAAAGACAAUUUUGAUAAUAUUUGAUUGAAAUAAAGGUUAUAGACUUUUUACACCAGGUAAUAUUAAAGCAUCAUCAAGAUAUAGAAACAGAGACUGGAGUAAGAGAACUAUUUGACUAGCAGCAAUAACACAUCGACUUAUGUAAUUAUGAUUUGCCAUUACUGUACUUCCGAAUUUUGUGUUGCAUUGUAAAAACUAUUGUUUGGAUCAUUAAAGUUUAGAAAAUUUCUGUAUGCUUCACAGAUCUUUUUGAUCAUUAGUAUUAAGUGUCUUCAAAUGCUUUUAUUGUUUAGCGUGAAUUGUUACAAGGAAUAAAUAAAGCACAUAAGCAAUAACA